AUGUCUCAAUAUCCUCCCUACCCGGGACCAUAUAAUGGCUACGGCCAGUAUCAAGGCCAGCCGCCUCCCCAACCGCCCCCUCAACCGCCAUACGGAUAUCAGCAUCCUCCUCCAAACUAUCCCGUCCCUCCUCCCAUCACAGGUCCUCCUCCAUACAACGCCGUGCCAGUGUACCAACCCCAGGGCCAGCCUGGAUUCGGUAUGGAUACCAAUCGCAAUAUGUCCCAGGGCGCGUUUGACUACAACUCAAUGCAAAUUCCGGGUCUGGGGUUUGGUGGCCCACCUGCCACGAGCACGCCUUUUGGCGUCCCGCCUAUUCCCAGUCCUUGGGGUCAACCACCGCCUUCUUUCCAGAACCAUCAGCCACCGCCCAUGAUGCCUCAGCAAGCCCCGCAACCUCCUGCGCCUCGUCCCUUUGGCGGGUACUCUGGUCCAAGCCAACCUGCUGCUGGUGGUCCUUCAUCGAACGCUCCUGGAAACCGUCCCGCCAAUCUCCCGCCAAAUCUUCCCCCCAAGCCGCCUGCUCGCGUUACGAAACCGAUCGAGAUAGAGGAAGGGGAGUUGAGUGAGGGUCAGUUCGAGGACCUAUAUGAGCCCGCUCCUCCCAUCACCGUCAACACCAACGUAAAAAAGGCAUCAAAGCCCGUCCCCGUUCCUGUCGAGAGCCAGCCCACGAGCGCAGUCGAUACUCCGGAUGCCAACUUCUACGGAAACGAUGAGGACGAGGGAGAAAUACCGGCAAAGGAUAGCCAGGGUGGUGUGCCUGUCUCGGCACGUGAAAGAUCUGGUUCUUACUCGCCCUUCCUUUCGCCAAGGGAGCUCUAUUCUGGAAACCCGACCCCGCAGAAUGGCGAUAGGAGCAUCCAAGCACCACAAGCUGUCCCCGACCGAACAAAAGCAACCGGUAAUGCUAAUGGACGAGCGCCUCUUUUUCCCGGCCUUCAAUUUGCCUCAUCCUCUUCCUUCGGUAACGCUACGACACCCAAAAAGGCCGAACAAGCGACACCUGCAACCCAAAAUACUCCAGGCAGCUCGUCUGCGCCGAAAACGUUACAAACUGUUCAAAAGGAAGCUCAGCUUGCCAUCUUGCGUCUGCUCCCCUUAGGUGUGAAAUAUCAGAAUUAUAUAGAAGAGGGUAUUGACGAGAAGGUGGUCAAGAAACUCUACAACAACCUUCAUCUCGAUAUACCGAAGCCGGCAUCGGAGACUACGACGACAACUACCUCCACGCAAAAGGCUGCCCCAGGAAAGGUGUCUAGCCCCGUACCCACCUCGCCGCAGACCACAAAGGUACAACAGCAGCAACCGGCGCCUGUUGUUUCUGAUGCGGCUUCCGCAACUGAGCAACCAAGCAAAGAAGAAAGUCGCAAAGACCGUAUUGCGCGGUUAAUGGCCGCAAAGGCCGAGAAGGCUACAAAGUCUUCGGUUGUCCCUGGUCCGAAAGCUCCCUCUGUGCCCGCAACAAAAAUGGCACCUGCUCCUGUCGUGAUGGCACAACCGAGCCCCGUGUUUGCCGAAGCAAAGGGAGCGCCAGCGGCAGCGCAAGAAAAGCCGGCUGGCGACACGGCCGCGCCCAAACCAAAACUGGGGCCCAAAGAGCUUUUGUUACAGCUAAAGAUUGCAGCACUGCAAAAGUCUCGCGAAGCGCAGAAGCAGGAGCAGGCAAAUAUCAAACCACAGGCGGCAACCACGGGUCUUGCUGACAAGGCUACAAGCUCUCCCAUUCCUAACUCUGCGGCUUCAGCCGGAUUGAAAAAUGGCAUAUCGCAACCUCAAGCUCCGGCCAAUGUGCCAGUGGCGGUGUCGACUAUUCCCGGCCUUCACUUCUCUGGAACCCCGAAUGUCCAACCUGCACUACCUGCGAACCCACGGAAAAGGCCAGUGGCUGCUGAUUUUGUCGAGUAUUCCUCAGCAGCAACCAGUCUUCCUAAAAGACCUUUCGGUCAAAUCCGGAAGGAGACCUCUGUAGUCAUUGAUGUGACUGACGGCUCGGACGACGAGGAUAUGGACAUUGAUAUGGACAUGGAAUCUCCUACUGAAGUCCCACAGCCAACACAAUCAGUCAACGGAAACUUCCAGCGUGGAGCACCGUUGCGUGAUUUCCCACCCUUGACAGACACCUUGCCGCCGCGUCAGUUCUCAAGUCCUCUCCCUGGUGCGCAGGCAUCGAACCCACCUGCAACAGCGCAGAAUAUCCGAAGACGAGAGACGGAACUUGACGUGAAAGAACGGAUGAUUCAGGAAAUGCGCAGGAAAAUUGCCGAGGCCGAGGCCAAGAGGAAGGCCAAGAAACACUCCGCGGGUUCGCAAACGCCUACGCAUCCUGGGCAAACCCCAGAGUUGAAGGAUGAUAGUGGGUUUAGACUGCCUACUACUCGGCAGUCCGUUUCGACAAGCAUUGCGGGUCCGUCUUCCAUCACAACCCCCGUACGGCCCGCUUCGGCAGCGCCUGUUCUUAGCUCGCCAAGUCUUCCGGAACCAUCAAAGCCGAGUCCAGCUGCAAAGGCGGCACUGGAAGCCAAGAUGAAUAGGUUGAGGCAGUUGCGGGAGGAACAAGCUCUCUUGGAAGCUGAGAUCAAUGGGUUGUCUGAGGAACCCGAGCAAACCGACACCAACACUGUGGAAGUUCGCGCCCAGUCGAACGGUUCAGAUAAGGACACUACUUCCGGCUCUGUCCAUCCUACUAUCGAAUCCCAAAACGAUUCAGAUCCCUCCGAUUCUCAGGCCGUUUCGGGGCCUUCGGAGUCUUUGGAUGAAAGCAGCACCAUCAUUCGUGCGGAAGAUAAGCCUUCAGAGUUGUCUUCCAUCUUGAUCCCGGCUUCCGAUGGCCAGGAAGCGGCGGUUUCCGGAGAGACCGCUGAACAAGAUGAUCAAACGUCCGCCAUGUCCAUUGACGAAGGCGAAGAGUUGGAGUCAGGCCAAGGCGACCACAGUAACAAUGGUCCUACUGAUGUUUCUGAGGGUAUCCCAACAUCACAGCUGGCCAACGAAGUUGGUGGCGUUGACUCUGAGGCUCAACGCGAGAACACGCCUGCAAAACUUGAUGAGACAUCGCCAAUGGAGAUCGACUCGUCUCCGUCCAGCCCGGUCUCUCUCGAGUCUUCUCCAGAUGAAAACGGCAAUGAUUCCCAGUCACCUUUACCAGAGCAAAUCUCGGUUGUUGCUCAGCCUCGUGAAGCUGUCCAGGAGCUAGAGGAUGAGCCUGCAAGAGAUGUAAACGCCGUUUCUCCUGAGGUCCCUAACCCUGUUCAGUUAACCAGAUCACAGGAGACUCACGAGACGACAGCAGCCAAGACAGGCUCGUUCAGGCCUUAUGAAAGCCCGUUGCGCUGCUUCCAUGCGUAUCGAUUUCACCCGAGCUACCGGGACACCGUUCCCGGUGGCCUCCGAUCUCUUACCUACAGUAACAGAAUAAAUCCGUCCAUACCGCUCUGCCCGUCAGAGAUUGCUGGUGAACAAUGUGACGAAACGUGCGAAUUCCAGCACAUUAAAUCUAUUGUUGCUCCUGACGAUGCCAUCCUCUUGGAGCUCGGCAAAGCCGACGAAUUCGAAGGCGAACAAAAGACGCGGUUCAUUGAUGGUCUUCGAAAGCUCCUUCAAGAAUUCCGUGCAAAGAAGGUCAGAGACUUCGACGCCAUUGCGCGCGGCAUCAUCGAGUACCGCGCUCGCUUCCUGGGGGAUAGGUCAAAGGUGCUUCCGUUGGAAGGGGUAACCCUUUGA
Messenger RNA from Sordaria macrospora k-hell, 3720 nucleotides. RefSeq lists its product as uncharacterized. Lineage: Eukaryota; Fungi; Ascomycota; Sordariomycetes; Sordariales; Sordariaceae. The record is from RefSeq and is a predicted model, not a curated record. Gene Ontology annotation, cellular component: exosome (RNase complex); nucleus.